Messenger RNA from Entelurus aequoreus (snake pipefish), 2649 nucleotides. Its product is annotated as transcription factor 7-like 1-B. The record is from RefSeq and is a predicted model, not a curated record. The transcript is spliced from 7 exons. The coding region runs from base 19 to 1128 and encodes 369 amino acids. Gene Ontology annotation, cellular component: beta-catenin-TCF complex. Gene Ontology annotation, biological process: regulation of transcription by RNA polymerase II; generation of neurons; canonical Wnt signaling pathway. Gene Ontology annotation, molecular function: RNA polymerase II cis-regulatory region sequence-specific DNA binding; DNA-binding transcription factor activity, RNA polymerase II-specific. NCBI's taxonomy places the organism in Eukaryota, Metazoa, Chordata, Actinopteri, Syngnathiformes, Syngnathidae.
CACAGCUUGUGUGUGAACAUGGAUCAGAUGUGGUCGGGCUGUGAUCCCAGGGACGUGCGCUUCAACUACCAAACUUUGCCGCGCUUUGGGGAGCAAGGGCCGCCCGCCAUUGCUGCUCCCGACAUGUUCAACAUGCAGCCAAUGUACAUGAACAGUACUGCGGGAUACUACAACCACGGACAGCAGGUACCGUAUUGGUGGCCUGUGCAAAACUUUGUCCCGCCAGCAUCCGUCAGUUUUGCUGCAGCACCUCCACAAAUGAUUGGAGGCACAACAAUGAUGAUGCCUGGGACGCCAAGUAUGGGUCCUGGUGUGUUCAUGAGAGAUGCUGACGACGAGGUGGAGCAGCAAUACAUAAAGAAGCCGCCCAACGCCUUUAUGGUUUUUGCAAGGAAGCAUCGCAAAGCCCUGAUGGGAAAACUGGACAAAAAAGACAGCGCGUCUGUCAAUGUCAUCCUGGGAGAAAUGUGGAAUUCUCUACCACAGCAAGACCAAGCGAAAUAUUACGAGGAAGCCGAUGUGGAGAGGCGACGACAUGCACAGUUGUACCCCAACUGGUCAAUGUGUGACAACUAUGGCAAAAAGAGGAAGAGGAUGCGAGGAAAUGCUUCUGGCUCAGUUUCAGAUCUCGAAGCUCCUCAGCCCACAAGGAUGUGUAUGGCUCCCGUCCAGACUGGCUUGAUGGGUCCUGAACGAUACUCGACACAGGCCGAGUCCCAGUCUGUCAGCAACCUUGCGGGUUUGCAGCAGCCUAAAGCUAGCCUCUCUACAUUUAUGCACAACUUCCUCCCUCCCGCUGCUCCCGCUUCAUCUGGGAUGGAAAUUUCCCAGCUUCUGAGUGGUGUCAAUUACCUGCCAGCUCCCCACGAUAAACUUCAGAGGCCACCGGCGGUCAACUCGUCCGAGCCUUGCUUGGAGGAAGAGCUCCACGUAAUCCUGGAUAGAUUCGAAGAAGAAUCCUCCACCACACAGACAGAAGAGUCGGUGGCGGAUCUGAUUUUGGAGGAGGAUCUUCAUAGUUUGCUGGAACGUUUCCAGAAGCCUUCGACCGCACAGUUCGGCACGGACAGGCUCCACUGCGUCUUCGAGGGCUUAGGGAUCACCACCACUGACACGGGUCAAUGUUGAGUCGCUGGGCGGAAUAGCGGAAGAGCCACUGAGCACAAGAAGUCAUCCUGGAGCAUUUGGAGUCCAACAGACGUUUUAAUUGUUUCUGAAAUCCUCAGCGUUUACAACAAUUUAUUUUUUUUAUGCACCUGGACAAUAAUAUAUGAGCCUGAGCACUUUAUUUACGAUGGGAUCGCUUUCUUUUGGGAACGCACACAGUGGUCCUGCUGGACUAUCUGAACUUCAAGCCUGUGCUGAGCAGUUCUGGAUUUUUUUUUUUUUUUAACAUUCCCUUAUGAACUUUUAUAAUAAUAUCAUCCCGGUCUACUCAGACUUCCAUUGGACCACUUAGACAGCAAUCACAGCAUCGUUCCAUUUGUUCUGACACCAGUCCAGAUAUUUAUUGUAAACAAAAAACAUCGUAUCGCAUACACUUACCUGGUUGUUUUUAUAUUUAUAGUAUUCUAAUUAUUACUUUUCCUUUUGUUUCGUCCCACAUUUUUCAUCCGAUUCAAAUCAUUGCAUUUCCCACAUCGCAUUUAGGCUAAUUGUAUACCUCAGGGUCAAAUAUUUUAUGACUUUGAUGCAUUUUAACUCUUAGCAUGCUAGCUAUACGUACAUGCUAGCAUGCAAAUGUUAGAAUGCUAGCGUAUAAGUAGGUAUACCUAGCUUUCCUAGUUUAUUUUGCAGUUACACACUUAAAAGUUGGAUAUUUUGUUACUUGAUGCUAUAUGGCUAGAAUGCUAACUGUUAGCGUGUCCCACUUUUAUCCACCAUUCUUCAAAACAUUCCACUUCAUGAAAAUGUCCCUGUUUUCUUGGAGUUUUCACUUUUUCGUAAUACUUUUUCUCCACUCAAAAGUCUUAUCACGAUCACAUUUGUCCAAAGAUUCCAAAGUCAAAAAGGCUCCUUGCUAAUAAGUAAGUCAACGCUAAGAUGCUAGUAUUAGCUAAUUUAGAUAAUUUUGCAUAUACGCACCUCAGACAAAUAUUUAAAAAGGACUGGUAUAGCUCAACUUGUAACUUUACAGUUAGGAAUAGUAUAUUUAGUUAUUGACGCAAUAUGGCUUGUGCACUAACUUUUAAUAUUUUAGUUAGGCUUUUGACCGAAAUGGCAUUUUGUCAUUUAUUCAUGAAGUUGUCACUUGUUCUGGGCUGGUACAAUAGUGGAAUGACUUUGAACCUGCACUUUAAAUCUGGCCUUUGACUACCUCCAAGACAUUGUUGCACUGUGUCCUCAGCCGCCGAAAAACACUUGAAUUUCCUUCAGCAUCGGACAUGACACACUAAAGGUGAUCCUAGCUGAUUCCACUGACGCUCGGACCAAAAAAGAUGAGGUUUGGCUUUACGAGCAGGAAGAUCUUCCAUGAUAGCAUCAUUGCACUCACUGAUACUUGAAUUGCACUAUUAUGUGCUGCACAGACUGAGCCUCCUACAGUGUAUAUAUACAACUGUAAAUAUGUACCUUACACAUGUGUAUACAUACCAUAUAAUAGGCAGAAUGUUUGUAUAUUGAAAGUGUACUGUUUAUCAUUGUACAUAA